AUGUCUCCACCAGCUGCCAUGUUCCAGGAGCCCGCCUCCAUCCCAGUGAUGCCCACCAAAGGCACCAAGCCGACAGCCACCAUCGAACAGAUGGCCAACAACUGGUCCUCGUUCAAGUUCGCUCCCAUCCGCGAGUCUCAGGUGUCCCGGGCCAUGACUCGCCGCUACUUCAGCGACCUGGACACCUACGCCGAGUCCGACAUUGUCAUCGUCGGUGCUGGAAGCUGCGGUCUCUCCGCCGCCUACUGUCUCGCCAAAGCCCGACCAGACCUCAAGAUCGCCAUCAUCGAAGCCGGCGUGGCUCCGGGCGGAGGUGCCUGGUUGGGAGGCCAGCUGUUCAGCGCCAUGGUCAUGAGGAAGCCUGCCGAUGCUUUCUUGCGAGAGAUCGGUGUACCGUACGAGGACGAAGGUCCCGACUCGAACUUUGUGGUCGUCAAGCACGCUGCUCUGUUCACCAGCACUGUGCUAUCCAAAGUGCUGCAAUUCGACAACGUCAAGCUCUUCAACGCCACCACGGUCGAGGACCUCAUCACCCGUGCCGAUGACCAGGGAAAGCUUCGCAUCGCUGGCGUGGUCACCAACUGGACUCUCGUCAGCAUGCACCACGACGACCAAUCCUGCAUGGACCCCAACACCAUCAACGCCCCCAUCAUCAUCUCCACCACGGGCCACGACGGUCCUUUCGGCGCCUUCUGCGCCAAACGCCUCGUCGCCACCGGCAUGCUGUCCCAACUCGGCGGCAUGCGCGGCUUGGACAUGAACACCGCCGAAGACGCCAUUGUCAAGAACACCCGUGAGGUCGCUCCGGGUCUCAUCAUUGGCGGCAUGGAGUUGAGCGAGGUCGAUGGCGCGAACCGUAUGGGCCCGACGUUUGGCGCUAUGGCGUUGAGUGGUGUCAAGGCUGCGGAGGAGUGCUUGAAGGUGUACGAGGAGAGGAAGAAGCAGAAUGCUUUUUAA
This is a messenger RNA of Zymoseptoria tritici IPO323, 957 nucleotides long. RefSeq lists its product as uncharacterized. Lineage: Eukaryota; Fungi; Ascomycota; Dothideomycetes; Mycosphaerellales; Mycosphaerellaceae. The transcript is spliced from 2 exons. Bases 1 to 957 code for a protein of 318 amino acids. Gene Ontology annotation, biological process: thiamine biosynthetic process. The record is from RefSeq and is a predicted model, not a curated record.